UUCAACUUGAAGGAAACCUUGUUACCUUGGAACUUUGAACUAACGGUCUGUAGGUACUAGGUACAUAGUUACUAGAUGUACCUACCUAAGCCUAAGGUUAGGAUACAUAGUUGUACAACUUGCAACGCGAUGCUGGCGCUCUAUUGACUAUUCCCUUUACAACUCAAACAUCAUCGUAUCUCGCUUGGCUUUGUGAGUUGUACAGUACUGGGAGGACGAACACUUGGUUCAUUUCAUUAUUUGAUUAUUUGAUGAAGUGAGCUUUUGCAUACUUUACCCAUUUACAACUACGUUUGGAUUUACUGUACGAUGGCAAUGAUUUGUUAAGCGGUGUUGAGACUUUUUUUUCCCGCCAUCAUUGCGCGUUUCUUUCCAUUAAUCUCUCUCCGCUCCGGUUGGCAGAGUAGGCACACACCACCACCACCACCACCACCACCACAACCACGGAGCCCGACGAGGCGGAGGCCAACUCCCCAACCUUAAACCGGACGGCCUCUAAUUGAAUUACUGCUUCUGAUUAGCAACAUUUAUUACAACAUACCUACCUACCUAGGUACCUAACCCGAAUCCCCCCAUGCCGCCAACCAGACUUCCGCGCGGUUUCGCGCACGAUGUUCUUCUUUCCGAACUCUCACCCCGAUCGCAACCCUCCACAACGUCAGUGACGACAUCGGCGACCCUCGUACGAAAAUUGCACAACUUCGCGUCCCGCAGGCUCCUCCCCCGACUUGCAACCGGCGUAAGCACGGUCCCAGAAGGAUACGGCCGGACCCCUAGCGGGCCGUCUCCCGGUGCCGUUGUAGGCAUAGUGCUGGGGUCGGUUGCAGGGUUUGUGCUGCUGCUGCUGCUGAUAUACUGGUGCGUGAACCUCGGGACAUCGGCCCCACAGACGGUGAUCGAGGGCUCGGUGGGCACGGGUCCGUCGUCAUCGGUGGUCUCGUACCGGUCACGGCCCCGGGUCCACCGCCACACCCACCGUUCGUCGCGGCAGUACUCGCCGCACCGCCGGAAGGAGACGGUCGAGAUCGUCCGCCGCGAGCGCGACAUGCGACGCUCGCUGUCCCGGGCCUCCACGCCCCCGCGCGCCCCCGACCUUGAUCAGAUCGUGGUAGUGGAGGAACAUGACCGGUCUACGAUCCCUAGGUCGCGGUCGAGAAGCAGAAGUGCGAGUCGUCCCCGCCCGCCGCGGGCCCCGCCGGCUCCCCCGAUCGACGACGAGAUCAUCGUGCUCGAGGAACAUUCACCGCCGCGCCGCCGCGAGAGUCGGAGCUACAGACGUAGAAGCAGCGAGAGGAGGAGCGAAAGGAGGAGUAGCGGUGGGCAGUACAGAGACGUGGACCCGCAUCGGUACGCGGGUGGGGAUGGGCCGUCCCGGGAUGUUAGUCGGAGGAGUAGUUCGCGGAGAUGAUUACGAAGAAGAUGAUGGAGAUGACAGUAAUGAUGAGGAUGAUUAAUGGUCUGGUACAUAUUUAUGUGGCUGGUGGGAUGAGUUGCCUAACUAGUCUGAAGCAAAGCAAAGCAUGAUGUCUUGGGGGGGGGGGUGAGGUUGUGUUUUGGAAUAUACCUACAUAUACCUAUGAACUGAUACAUAUUACAUAGGUAUGUUGGCCCUUAAGUUGAGUGUGUGUUUUGGGACUCUUGUACAUAGCAUUCAAGUUUAAUGGUCUUUUCUAUUGAUACCUACUUUUAGAUACGUAGUAUGUACGUGGACAGGAUUAUUGCUUGACGGGUUUGAAUAUUACUCUACUUUCACAUAGUAGUAUAAGAAGGAGUGAAGGCAUAACCUGCAUAUAACAUCCAGUACCUGCAUUAAUGUAUCCACUAUAAAGUCAAGCAUUGUUAUUUCCUCCAGAUUCACUGGAUGGUUUCACAUGUCAAGCGGGACCUGCAAUUCAG
Molecule: messenger RNA, 1896 nt
Organism: Hypoxylon fragiforme
Lineage: Eukaryota; Fungi; Ascomycota; Sordariomycetes; Xylariales; Hypoxylaceae
Exons: 1
Coding region: 575-1408 (277 amino acids)
Source: RefSeq, a predicted model, not a curated record